AUGGCUCCCCCGGAUUCCACCCACGGCGGAAGCUUCAGGGACCACCUUAAAACCAGCUCAACAUCCAAGGGCAAACAACGCUACGCUCCCCUCCACGAAGCCAUCCCCGAGGAAAUCUCCUCCUUUCGCUCUCCCUCCGAAUUUGCCGAUGCCGACACCGACUCGGACUCCGACCUCGAAAAGUCAGGCACCUACAAGCUCCGUCCUGUCGACCGCUACGGCUCCCACCAUUCUUCCGCAUUCAUCCCCACCAUCCGCGAUGACGGCGGCGUUGAGACGUACCUCGAUAGCAUCACAGAAGCAGAGCUGGAGCUCCUCUCCGCGUCGAAACAGUAUGAUUUCGUCGACGACUCGGACGACCUCGACUCCGACGAGGAGGCCACACUCAGAUACAAGUUGAAGGACAGGCUGAAGCGGCGGCGCGAGAGGCUCAGGGCGUGGACGCCGGUCAAGUAUGCUCGGAUCUGGUGGCGGACGCUGGUCGCUGUCAUUGUUACGUUGGCGGUGGUGGUGUGGGGGUUUCUAAGUUUUGCAGUGUCGCAUAGGCAGGAGCCGAAGGUUUGGCCGAUGAUACCGUCUGAUUCGUGGUUUCCGUCGCCAAAGGGGGGGACGCUGAAGCAUUGGGAGGAGAGUUAUAAAAAGGCGCAGAGCUUGGUCCGGAAUAUGACGCUCAUCGAAAAGGUCAACAUCACGACUGGGAUUGGCUGGCAGAUGGGAAUGUGUGUUGGAAACACUGGCCCGGCGGAUAUUGUUAAAUUCCCCUCGCUGUGCUUACAGGACGGCCCUCAAGGCUUACGCUUUGUUGACCAUGUGUCUGCCUUUCCGGCGGGUAUUACAACGGGAUCUACGUGGAAUCGAGAGCUCAUGCGCGAGCGCGGCGUUGCCAUGGGGCGAGAGGCUCGGUUGAAAGGGGUGAAUGUCCUCCUGGGCCCGUCGAUGGGUCCCUUGGGAAUGAUGCCUGCGGGAGGGCGCAACUGGGAAGGAUUCGGCUCUGACCCUGUGCUUCAAGGUGUGGCUGCGGCGGAAACCAUCCGGGGUAUUCAGAGCAAUGGGGUCAUGGCGACGGCGAAGCAUUUCGUGAUGAAUGAGCAGGAGCAUUUCCGGCAGCCCUUUGAGUGGGGGAUUCCGACUGCUUUAUCAUCCAAUGUGGGCGAUCGUGCACUGCACGAAAUCUUUGCGUGGCCCUUUGCCGAGAGUAUUCGAGCCGACGUGGCUAGCGUGAUGUGCUCUUAUCAAAUGGUGAACAACAGCCACGCCUGCGAAAAUAGCAAACUUUUGAACGGGAUCCUCAAGGAUGAACUGGGGUUUCAAGGGUUUGUGCAGUCCGACUGGCUGGCCCAGCGGUCUGGCAUUAACAGCGCCGUUGGUGGCCUCGACAUGAGCAUGCCGGGAGACGGUCUGCAUUGGGUGGACGGCAAGUCCCUCUGGGGUAGUGAACUGACAAGAGCGGUGCUCAACACAUCUGUUCCUGUGGAGCGACUCAACGACAUGGUCACGCGAAUUGUGGCUGCGUGGUAUCAUUUGGGGCAAGAUAACUGGGAACGUCCGCCGCCCGAGGGCAACGGCGGCCCUAACUUUUCGUCUUGGACCAACGACGAGGUUGGGUGGCUGCAUACGGGAAGCAACGACGAGUCCUAUGCUGUGGUGAACCAAUACGUUGACGUCCAGGGCACCGGGCCAGAGGCGCAUAGCAUCAUUGCGAGAAAGGUUGCGGCGGAAGGGACAGUGCUGCUGAAGAACGUAGAUCACACACUUCCACUGUCGCGCAACGCCUCGAGUCCAUCCGGAGGCAUUCUGCGCGUUGGUAUCUAUGGUGACGACGCCGGACCGGCCUCGGGGCCAAAUGCUUGCCCUGACCGGGGAUGCAACCAGGGCACCCUGGCUACCGGCUGGGGCAGUGGAACCGUGGAGUUCCCGUAUCUUGUCAGCCCUAUUGAGGCGUUGGAAACUGCAUGGUCGACGGAAAUAGAGAGCACCGAGCACCUGCGCAACGCCGUCAUCCCAGCGGACGCGGCUGACAAAGAUCUGUGCCUGGUUUUUGUGAAUGCAGACUCAGGAGAGGGGUACAUUUCCGCAGGCGGAAUUCACGGCGACCGAAACGAUCUCUUUCUGCAGAAAGGAGGCGAUACCCUGGUCCACAGCGUGGCGAGCAACUGCGGUGGCGGACAGGGAAAGACAGUAGUUGUCAUUCACGCGGUCGGUCCGGUCGUGAUGGAGUCGUGGAUCGAUCUUCCCGGCGUGCACGCCGUCCUGCUGGCCAACCUGCCCGGACAGGAGAGCGGGAAUGCAUUGAUGGACGUGCUGUUCGGCGACGUGGAUGCAAGUGGACGAUUGCCAUACACAAUUGGGAAGAGCCUGGAGGACUAUGGGCCUGGCGCGCAGGUGUUAUACGAGCCAAAUGCACCGGUGCCCCAGGUGGACUUUUUGGACGCUCUGUACGUCGAUUACCGGCAUUUUGACCGUUAUAACAUCACGCCGCGCUUCGAAUUCGGGUUCGGCUUGUCCUAUACCACGAUUGAACUGUCGGAUCUCAGCGUCAGCCCGGUGCAGAAAAAAUCGCGGUCUCCACCCCCGCGGCCUGCAGACGCCGUGGCUCCACCAGUGUACGAUACCAGCCUUCCGGAUCCUGCAUCGGCGUUAUUCCCAGCUGGUUUCCAGCCAAUCUUCAAGUACAUCUAUCCCUAUCUUCCAAGUCUUGAUGGAGCGGCACCGCGCAACUAUUCAUUCUACCCCAAGGGUUACAACGAGACACAAAAUCCAUCGCCGGCCGGAGGCGGAGCAGGUGGCCAUCCCGCGCUAUACGAGGCGAUGGUACGUGUAAAGGUCCAGGUGAGCAAUACUGGAGAUCGCAAGGGGCAGGAGGUGGUUCAGGUCUAUGUAUCCUUUCCGCCCGAUGUGACCGAGGAGGGCGACUGGGUGGAGGUGGACUCCGACGUAGAGAAGCCCGGGGAGAAGCAGAGGGAGCGGGUGAAAAUCGAGUUUCCUGAGCGGGUCCUGCGGAACUUCACCAAGGUCGAGCUGGAGCCUAGUGAGCGACGCGAGGUGCAGAUGACGCUCAGUCGGAAGGAUCUGAGCUACUGGAGCACGCGCGAGCAGAACUGGGUGAUGCCGGAGGGCAAAUUCCAGAUCUGGGUGGGACGCAGUUCUCGCGAUCUGCCAUUGAUGGGGGUGUAUUGA
Molecule: messenger RNA, 3177 nt
Organism: Aspergillus viridinutans
Lineage: Eukaryota; Fungi; Ascomycota; Eurotiomycetes; Eurotiales; Aspergillaceae
Product: beta-glucosidase
Exons: 3
Coding region: 1-3177 (1058 amino acids)
Biological process (GO): glucan catabolic process
Molecular function (GO): beta-glucosidase activity
Source: RefSeq, a predicted model, not a curated record